Exaiptasia diaphana is the source of this 1743-nucleotide messenger RNA. Its product is annotated as CUB and sushi domain-containing protein 1. The transcript has 5 exons. NCBI's taxonomy places the organism in Eukaryota, Metazoa, Cnidaria, Anthozoa, Actiniaria, Aiptasiidae. The record is from RefSeq and is a predicted model, not a curated record. Gene Ontology annotation, molecular function: calcium ion binding. The coding region runs from base 75 to 1427 and encodes 450 amino acids.
AUAGUUGCUCCACGAUUCGUGGUUCUACCUCCAGUUUACCUAGCUGGUUAUGAAGACUGGAACACAACCAUCACAUGCAAUAUAUUUGUUCGGCUACUGGAUCACCGCUGCCAACGAUCGAGUGGAGCAAAGAUGGCCAACCUUUAUCUGUAAACACUACAGUUCACCAAACCAUUAAAGAAACUAUAGGCGAGUUGGUCAUUGAUUCGUUCAUGCCUCAAGACCAAGGACGAUACAAAUGCUUUUUUAGAAACUACGAGAAUGGAACAGCUGAAACUACAAUACAAGUCUCACUAAUGAGCUGUGGCGAUCCUGGAAAACCCCUGAAUGGCUAUCGUACUGGCAAUAAGUUCUGGGCUGGAAAUAUGGUAUUUUAUACUUGUGAUCCUGGUUAUUACUUGGUGGGACCAUCCAACCGACUGUGUCUGGAAAAUGGUGCAUGGAGCAACUCCAUGCCAUCAUGUCUCCGUCUUUGUCCCGAGAUGGUUUCCCUUGAGAACGGAUACAUUGUGGGCGAUUUCCUGGCAAACAAUUCCCUCACUUUCAAUUGUAAUCCCGGUUAUUGGCUCAGUGGAAACCGCCAACUGCUAUGUGAUCCCAAUACAGGAAGCUGGAAAGGUUGGAAUGGAACUAUUACUAUCGAAAACCCUCAGUGUAAAAACAUUGACGAGUGCUCGACGGGCGCUAAUACUUGCAAUGUUAAUGCACAAUGCACCGACACAAUUGGAUCAUAUACAUGUCGGUGUAACCAAGAGUUUCAAGGAAAUGGACGGACAUGCUCAAUAAAGGGACAUUACCAAGAUUCACAAGGUUGGACUCUUAUUGCUCGAUUCUCAAAUAACGAUGCAAACAACUGGAUGGGAGACGAUGCUUCCUGGUGGUACAAUCUUAAAACUCCACAAGGAGACAUUACGAACCCAGGUGUGAACCAAGACAUGAUCUCCGUGGCCUUCUGGUUUUUAAAGGGAAACAACAUCAAGAUCACUCGCUCAGAUGAUCCUCACCACACGGCCUUGCUGCAGACAACAUCAAACUGUUUUUCCACACAGACCUUCCGUUCAAUGAUCUCAAGCUAUGGCACGUUUACGCAUGGCACGGAAUGGGCAAGCAAUCGGUGUCUUGGUAGUUGUCACGUGUCAUACGGGGGACAGUAUCAGUCGACAAAUGGUUUUUCGCAAAGCCAGUGUGGUAGCAACAUACAGAGCAGUAAUUACAUCGGGUUCUGGUGUGAUUGGAGUGGUGGUGAUGGUGCAGUGAUGAUGAUUGGUGGAGGCGGCUCUGGCUGCAAAAGGGCUGAUCAUGGCAUCGCAAUUACUGAGGCUGGGAAUGCAGCAUUUGCAGACAAUAGCCAAGGCGAAUGUGAUUUCGGCAAUAAUGUUCCUAGUGAUUGCACUUCAUCGUACUCUCUUAAUUUGUGGAUUAAGUGAAAACUCGACGUUUUAAAGGACAGGUCAAAGAUGUACUUAAAGGCCUCACGAAGAGUUUUUUCAUUUUUUUCUGGGUGAUCUCCACGCUUUAAAUCGCAAAUUGAGUGUCUUACUGAUAUUUAAAUAAAAAUUCACAAAAAUUCAAGAUAUAUUCAAAUAAAACCUGUUUUAGAAAAAAUGGGUUUAAAAGAAAAUUGAGAGAUCGAAAGACGGCGAUAACAUUUAGGGCUCAGUUUUCAAAAUUUCUUAUGACACCUUAGCUUAGAACCAAAAUCUCCUUGAAACAUGUAAAAUAAAAUAGAGUUAAAAUAAAACA